This is a messenger RNA of Puntigrus tetrazona (Sumatra barb), 1970 nucleotides long. Its product is annotated as atrial natriuretic peptide receptor 1-like. Gene Ontology annotation, cellular component: membrane. Lineage: Eukaryota; Metazoa; Chordata; Actinopteri; Cypriniformes; Cyprinidae. Gene Ontology annotation, biological process: vasodilation; regulation of blood pressure. Gene Ontology annotation, molecular function: natriuretic peptide receptor activity; peptide hormone binding. The transcript is spliced from 6 exons. The coding region runs from base 666 to 1970 and encodes 434 amino acids. The record is from RefSeq and is a predicted model, not a curated record.
CUCUCUCAGUUCUCUCCUCCUCCCACCUUGAAGCGCCAGCUUCACGGCGCUUUGACUGACCCAACACUCAUUGGAUGAGCUUGAGAGGAGAACAGCCUUUAAGGAUAGACCGUGCAUCCCAUCAACCCCGCUCUUUUCAUUCUGUGCAAUAAAAAAAGUUGCGUUUCGUAGAUGCAAACGUGAACGCGGUUUUUACUCUGACCGCACUUUUUUGUUGCGACAUCGCGCGCAUUCUGAAUCAAAUCUACACCCGAGAAUAUUUGCCCGUCUUCUCCAGUCGGGACAAGAGCAAGAAGAGGACAGUUUUUUUAACCAAAGAAGCCUCAAUACUCAUUAACAAAGUUUCCAAGAAAUCCACAUGCGCACCAGGAAAGGGACAGAUUUCCUCUCCGCGAAUCCCGUUUCCUCAGCACAUUCAGAGAAACAGGGGAGCUUGAGAAAUCAUGCUGAUUUCUGUGCGGAGGGACACCACACUGAAGUUUCACUCCUGUAAGUUGGAUGAGUGGGUUUAAGCUUUAAAAAUCAACGUGUACCCUGAGAGUUUUGCCGCCGCGUUCACGAGGCACGGAUUUUAAUUUACAGAGCAAGGCAAGAACCGCAGAGGGAUCAUGACACCAAAUGACGACCUGAUCUGUGAGUCUUAGUUCUUCCCAUCCAUUUUGACAAUGGAAGCGUUCCAGAUGGGGCCGCUGAGGCUCACUCUUCUAGUCCUGCUGAGCGGUGUGUCUUUCGGAGUGGUUGAACUGGAGCCCCUCGCUCAAAACCGGCCUCAGUCCCUCAGUCCCCAUCCGCCUCAACAGAACAUCACCCUGGCGGUCAUCCUGCCUCAACACAACACCGAGUACCCCUGGGCAUGGCCCCGGGUCGGCCCCGCCUUGAACUGGGCCCUAGAAAAGGUGAACUCCGACCCCAACCUGCUGCCAGGCUACCAUCUACAACUGGUUUUCAACAGCAGCGAAAACAAGGAAGGAGUGUGUUCGGAUUCAGUAGCUCCUCUCGUGGCCGUGGACCUGAAGUUCUCGUACAACCCCUGGGCUUUCAUCGGGCCGGGAUGUGACUACCCGGCCUCACCGGUGGCCCGUUUCACCACGCACUGGGAGGUUCCGAUGAUCACGGGUGGAGCGAGAGCGCUGGGUUUCAAUUUGUACUCGUCCAUCACCAACAUCGGCCCCACGCACAAGAAGCUGGGCGAGUUUGUGGUCAGGAUGCACCGGCAUUUCGGGUGGCACAAACACGCCCUGCUCAUGUUCAGCGAUAAUAAGAACGACGACCGGCCGUGCUACUUUGCCGUGGAGGGGCCGUACUCACAGAUGCGUGAGGACAACAUCACGGCAGAUGACAUGGUGUUUAACGAGGAUGAUGAACCCGUCCGUUAUGAAGUGCUUCUCCGGGAAAUCAGCCAGAAAGCCCGUGUUGUGUACAUCUGCUGCAAGUGGGACACGUUUCGGAAGCUGAUGGUGGAGUUCUUGAGGUUGGGUCUUCCUCAGGAGGAGUACGCCUUCUUCUUCAUCGAUCUGUUUGGAUAUAGUCUGCAGAGACACCCCGCCAAACCAUGGGCACGUGGAGAUGCUGAUGACGCUGCAGCCAAGGAGGCAUUUAAAAGCGUGAAGAUCCUGACCUACAGAGAGCCUCAGAACCCAGAGUACAAGGACUUUGUGUCCAAAAUGAAGACAGAUGCCAUGGACGUAUAUAACUUCAGCGUGGAAGACUCCCUGAUGAAUCUGAUUUCUGGCUCAUUCCACGAUGGAGUCAUGCUGUAUUCUCAUGCCCUGAACGAGACUCUGGAUCAGUCGGGUGCGAGGCCCCCAGGGGACGUUAUCAAUAAGAAGAUGUGGAAUCACACAUACUAUGGAACAUUAGAAAAGUACCGGCAGGUGUGUCGGAUUAAAGUCAGAAGCUCCCCACAUCCUGAGACGAAGAGAAGAGCUGAUGAAUAUGCAAAGAAAAGAAAAAGCAAGCUGAAAAGUUGA